Messenger RNA from Lactuca virosa, 1044 nucleotides. NCBI's taxonomy places the organism in Eukaryota, Viridiplantae, Streptophyta, Magnoliopsida, Asterales, Asteraceae. The record is from the annotation of a GenBank genome assembly.
AUGGGGGCACUGGCUUUUGAUGGGCAGUUCUUCAAAAAAUAUGAGAAAAACGGAGCUUUUGGUCGUAAUGGGUUUAUAAGGAUCAUAAACAAAGUCUUGAUCCUUCACAAUGGUCCUAUCUCGAAAUUUCUUCUCCAUAUGCCAAAUAUGAAUAUGUUUCUUGAUAGCUUCGAAGAAGUCGAUCAAUGGAUGAUGCUCUUAUCAAGAAACGGAGUCAGGGAACUCAUUCUUACUAUUUCAAAUCGACGUUAUGAACUUCCUUCUUAUGUGUUUUCUUGUCUAGAAUUGACAAAGUUGAAAUUGAAAAACUGUUUCUUUAAGCCUCCACUUAAUUUUGAAGGAUUUCUCAAUCUUGAUCACCUUAUUCUCCGACAUGUGGAUUUUAGGGCUAACUUGUGUGGAACUCAGAUUAAAUUACCACAACUUAAGAAGUUGUCUCUGCAUUCGUGCGCAAACGUUUACAAUUUCAACAUCAAGGCUACAAAUCUAUUCCGUUUGGCUAUCACUGCUUGUCCUGAUGCCAUGUUGGCCACAAUGUUAAGUAACAUGACCAAAAUUAAAUGUUUUCAUGUCGAUGCUCAGUUUCUCAAGAUUUUUACUGCAGAAAAUAUUCCAAACUGGCUUCCGCAUCCGGUUAAUAGCUUUACGGAUGUGUGGUUUGGAAAAUUUCAACUUGGUGACUUGCAUCAACUUCAUGGUGCUCUUUGUUUGCUUCGAAACUCACCAAAUCUAAAUACACUGGGGAUGCACUUUGAGAUGAAGCCUGGAGUUAACGUAGGACCAGCUUCAAGUAUUUUGGAAUCUCCAAACUGCGUAGUCUAUAAAUUGUAUAGGUUGCAAACUGUUGAGAUAACAUGUUUACAUGGAUCAAAACCGGAACUGCUUUUUGUAAAACUUCUUCUUGCUCAUUCCCCUUCUCUCCAUAAGUUUACCAUCACACCAAGUCGAGCUCUUGAUGUUAAAAAAAUACUUGACAUUUCAAAGGAUGUUAUGCGGUUCCCUCGAGCAUCACCAAAAGCUGAAAUGAUCUACUUGAAUCCUUAG